AACCAUGUUUGUAUUCUGCUUUCAUUUUGUUAUUUAGGCAGAGCCAUUUAGAACUUCACUAUGCAUCCGAACUGGACGUAAAGUUGGAAAAGUGGGGGUGAUGUUAGUCGGUUGGGGAGGCAACAAUGGAUCCACAUUUACAGCUGCUGUCCUGGCUAACAAGCACCAGCUCACAUGGAAUACUAAAAAUGGACAGAUGAAUUCUAACUGGUUUGGUUCGAUUACGCAGGCAUCGACGGUUCGCCUCGGUAUCGAUGAAAAGGGUGGCGAUGUAUUUGUUACUAUGUCAAAACUCUUACCCAUGGUGCAUCCUGAUGAUUUGGUAAUCGAUGGAUGGGACAUAAGCCCCAUGAACCUGGCGGAUGCCAUGGUCCGCGCCAAGGUCAUCGACUACGACCUCCAGCAGAAGCUCCGCAAGGAAAUGUCAACGAUGCGUCCAAGACCGGCCAUUUAUGAUCCUGACUUCAUUGCAGCGAACCAGGUGGACCGCGCUGUGAACCUCAUCCGUGGAACAAGAUACGAGCAGUAUCUUCAAAUCCGAGCCGACAUCAAGGACUUCCGCGACAAGAACAAGCUGGACAGGAUUAUCGUGCUGUGGACAGCCAACACUGAAAGGUUCUGUGAAGUAACAAAAGGAGUUCAUGAUACGUCUGAAAACUUGGAGCAGGCUCUCCGCAAGAAUAAUCUCGAGAUAUCGCCCUCUACUAUUUUCGCAAUGGCCGCUGUUGAUGAAGGGUGUUGCUACGUCAACGGCUCGCCCCAAAACACGUUAGUUGACGGUGUGAUCGAGAGAGCUGAGAAAAUGGGCGUGUUUGUGGCAGGCGAUGACUUCAAAUCUGGCCAGACAAAGUUGAAGUCAGUUUUAGUGGACUUUUUGGUUUCUGCUGGUUUAAAGCCAGUGUCCAUUGUGAGUUACAACCAUCUUGGAAAUAACGACGGCAAGAAUCUGUCUGCACCGAGGCAGUUCCGCUCAAAGGAGAUAACGAAGAGCAACGUGGUGGACGACAUGGUCGCCAGUAACUCCGUGCUGUACUCGCCGGGAGAGAAACCCGACCACGUGGUCGUCAUCAAGUACGUGCCAUAUGUCGGUGACUCCAAACGUGCCAUGGACGAGUACACAUCAGAGAUCCUCCUGCACGGCACCAACACGCUCGUGGUUCAUAAUACGUGCGAGGACUCCUUACUGGCCGUACCUCUUAUACUCGACCUCGUGCUGCUCACCGACCUUUUCUGCAGGAUGGCCUUCCGCAAGGACGAGUCCUCAGCCUGGGCGCCGCUGCACCCCGUGCUGUCGUCGCUGGGCUACCUGCUGAAGGCGCCGCUGGUGCCGCCCGGCGCGCCCGUCGUCAACGCUCUGGGCGCGCAGCGCGCCGCGCUCACCGACCUGCUGCGCGCCUGCGUCGGGCUGCCCGCCGCGCACCAGCUGCGUCUCGAGCACAAGGUUCCAUUUUUAAUGUCCGAGCUCCACUCAGGCGCCUUGUUCAAGUCCGCACCACCGCCAAAGAAACAAAAGUUAACACACGAAAAUGGCGACAAGUAAAAACUAAAAAGAAUAUGUGUAGAAACGAAGUAUGUGUGAGAAAAGCGAUUGAGAUCUAAAUAAAUAUUAUAAAUUUAUCUAAAAAUUAUUGUUUUACAUUUCAAUAUGAAGCACAAGGGUUAGACGCUUCUGAAGCGUGAUAUUCACACAAAUAUAUUUUUACUAUAACGUGCUAUAUUUUAUUUAUCAACUUGUGAUUUUUUUUUUGUAAAAGUUAUAGCGUUUAGGUUGAUGAUCAUAUUUACUUAUAAUUAAUUAAAUACAAAAAACUGAGUAUUAUGUAGUUUAAUGCAGAUAAAUAGAAGAUUUUUUUAUUUUAUUUUGGUUGUUAGUCAUUGAAUUGUUUUAGUUGAAAUAUGUUACGUUUUGGCUGUGUUUAAUGAGUUAUUGUUAAAUUUCAUAAAAAUGCUCUAUCACUAUAAGUAAGCAGAAUUAAUAUAGAAAGAAAACGUCUAUUUUAUUAUAUUUAUACGCGUAUUUGAUACAUUCCUAGUUUAUCUGAAAAUAUUUAAAUUAAUCAAUAUUGUUUUGUGUUUUGUUAUUGAAUGAAUAAUGUUACACAGAGGUAUUGAAGAAUAUCCUCAAAAAAAAAAAAGAAAAAAAAUUAUGAAUUUACUAUAACUUUACUAAGAUCUGAUUUUUCUAUAUGUUAAAAGAGGGAAAAUGAUGUUUCGAUGUCUUUACAAAUUAUUCCUAAAAUAGAUUUGAGAAUAGAUUUACAAAAAAAAAAUCUGUUCAGAAAAGAAGUUAACAUUCAAUUAUUUACAAAAUCUGUUUCAUUCGAAACAUUUCGUAAUCAUUAUUUUACUGUCAAUAACUAACACAAUAGAUUGUUUACUUGUUCUUAUUCAUUAAAGUUAUGUAUUCAAAAUAUUAAUAUCACGACUUCUAUUAUAAAAUUUCACCUAAUAGGUGUGUCAUAAAACAUUUGAUAAAAGUGUGUGUUUUGAUGUUUUAUUAGUUUUAGAUCUGCCAGUAUUAACUAGUGUCGAAGGAAACUAUGUGCGAAAUUGCAUUUAUAGAAUUAUAUUUUUAGAAAACACAAUUAAGUGUUAAAUCACUGUAAAGUCACUCUUGGUGCCCAUUGUUCCUUCCUUUAAAGUCAAUAACUAUUUAUAAAUAUUAGUCUAAAUACGAUUUGAAGAAAAUAUCAUUUAAACACAAAAGUCUUAUGUUCUGAUUAUAUUAUUGAAAACAUAGUUUAUCGUCAAAUUUCGAUGUGUUUAGAAUUAUCAAAGGCUAUGUAUUUAAUUGUAUUUUAUUUACUGCAUGUACUUAUAUUCAAAUAAAUUUAUUUCUUGAUUGAA
This is a messenger RNA of Melitaea cinxia (Glanville fritillary), 2847 nucleotides long. RefSeq names its product inositol-3-phosphate synthase (gene Inos). The record is from RefSeq and is a predicted model, not a curated record. Gene Ontology annotation, cellular component: cytoplasm. Gene Ontology annotation, biological process: phospholipid biosynthetic process; inositol biosynthetic process. NCBI's taxonomy places the organism in Eukaryota, Metazoa, Arthropoda, Insecta, Lepidoptera, Nymphalidae. Bases 101 to 1540 code for a protein of 479 amino acids. The transcript is spliced from 11 exons. Gene Ontology annotation, molecular function: inositol-3-phosphate synthase activity.